AUGGGGCGGCAGCCUCAGCGGCUCCACGCCACGCUGCCGCUCCGGGCCCUCAAGUCCACGCAGGGUGUCCACACCGUCUCAGACACCCACACCUCCGGGCCAGGGCGGCCUGGCUGGAGCAGCAGGUGGGUGCUGCUGGGACCCGCGAGGACCCCAGGGAACCGACCCACUCCCACUCUCCUCCCCGAGACGGCUCCAGGGACUCCGUCUCCCCAGAGCCUGUGGACGCCCCCUCCUGACCCGGUGUCCUCUCUAGGGGCCCAGCUCGGGGUCCUGCCGCCCUCAGCCUUAGCCGCCUUCUCUGGGGUUCGUCAAGAAGCACCUGCUUUACAGACCAACGCUUCAAUGCCUCCGGAAGCUUCAAGUUCAAAAACACUUUCCAGAAACCCCUUUAACGUAAGAAUCUUUGCUCAGAUGGAUGAGCCCUGA
Molecule: messenger RNA, 429 nt
Organism: Rangifer tarandus platyrhynchus (Svalbard reindeer)
Lineage: Eukaryota; Metazoa; Chordata; Mammalia; Artiodactyla; Cervidae
Source: the annotation of a GenBank genome assembly